Mastomys coucha (southern multimammate mouse) is the source of this 515-nucleotide messenger RNA. It is a transcript of the gene Rplp1, whose product is annotated as ribosomal protein lateral stalk subunit P1. The record is from RefSeq and is a predicted model, not a curated record. The transcript is spliced from 3 exons. Gene Ontology annotation, cellular component: ribosome; cytosolic large ribosomal subunit. Gene Ontology annotation, biological process: translational elongation; cytoplasmic translation. Gene Ontology annotation, molecular function: structural constituent of ribosome; ribonucleoprotein complex binding; protein kinase activator activity. Lineage: Eukaryota; Metazoa; Chordata; Mammalia; Rodentia; Muridae. The coding region runs from base 130 to 474 and encodes 114 amino acids.
CGCGCAGGCGUAUAGGAUCCUUUCCUCAGCUGCCGCCAAGGUGCUCGGUUCUUCCGAGGAGGCUAAGGCCGCGUUGGGGUGAGGCCCUCACUUCAUCCGGCGACUAGCACCGUGCCGGCAGUCCACAACAUGGCUUCUGUCUCCGAGCUCGCCUGCAUCUACUCCGCCCUCAUCCUGCACGACGACGAGGUGACGGUCACGGAGGAUAAGAUCAAUGCCCUCAUUAAAGCAGCGGGUGUCAAUGUUGAACCUUUCUGGCCUGGCUUGUUUGCAAAGGCCCUGGCCCAUGUCAACAUUGGGAGUCUCAUCUGCAAUGUAGGGGCUGGUGGGCCGGCUCCAGCGGCUGGAGCUGCGCCUGCUGGUGGCCCUGCUCCAUCUACUGCUGCUGCCCCGGCUGAGGAGAAGAAAGUGGAAGCAAAGAAGGAAGAGUCCGAGGAGUCGGAGGAUGACAUGGGCUUUGGUCUUUUUGACUAAACUGCAUUUGUUAACAUGUCCAAUAAAGUGCUGAACCUGUA